Molecule: messenger RNA, 201 nt
Organism: Morchella sextelata
Lineage: Eukaryota; Fungi; Ascomycota; Pezizomycetes; Pezizales; Morchellaceae
Exons: 5
Coding region: 1-201 (66 amino acids)
Source: RefSeq, a predicted model, not a curated record
AUGGGGAUAAGGUUAUUUUUCCACCUAAGGACGUACCUGGGUGGAUUCAAUUCUGGAAUUGAUAUUGGACACGCAGUCCGGAAACAUACUCCCUGGGAACUAGGAACUCAGGAAUACACGGCUUGGAAUAUUCUCGACAAGGAAACGAAACGGUUUACAGUACUACGUCAAAUGGAUAGGAUAUACAGAUCCAAGAGGUGA